AGAAGUCCAACUGAGAUAAACAAGCCUAAAAUAGCAAUUUGUGGAGGAUAAAAGAACCAGAUCAGGGAGAAAUUCAACAUCCUGAGUUGUCGCCCGGGGGAAAAAUAUCUCCUUAAAAUAAAUUUGAUUUAUAUUCAUUUUAGACUAUUGAGAAAGGAAGAAAACACCAAUUGGGAAUUGUCUACUAGAGUUCGCUUUGAGAGCAAAAAAGUAGCAGCAAGAAUGCCAGUCCAGGCUUCAUUUAUAAAGAUAACUUCACUAAUAGCACUAUUGAUACUGAAUUGCUUGCAUACCUCAAAACAGCACACUCAAUACUUCUUUUCUAAGUCUUCUGGGGAGGAGGAAAGAAAAUCUUCAUAUACACUAAAGAAGAUGGUUUGAGAAGGCUGGACCAAACAAAUCAUGAUCCCUGCUGUAAUUUGUUCAUAUUUGUUAGGUGCAAAGUCUAUGCUUCUCAAGCUAUUCAAGUCCAGAGCAGGUCACUGCCAUAUUAAUGCUGCUGUUUACAACGAUGUACCUUGAAAAUGUGUUCCUGUCUAGUCACAUAACUAAGGAGGGACAAGUAUCUCUGGUACUUAAGUUAUCUUAUAACCAAGGAUUUCAAUGCUUUUUGCAGUCACUAAUGAAUUAGGUCUCAGCAUCCCUCUGAGAUAGGCAGUACUUCCAUUUAUUGAUCAUGGAGACAAAGAAAGGUGAAAGUGAACCUUAAAUGAAAGGAAGAUAAAUGGUUGCGUUUCCCAACAUGCUGUGCUUUUGCCAUAAGGCCUCUUUUCCCUUGAGGUGGGAGAUAUGAUAAACUAACACAACCACUGAUGCUGCAGAAGGUGGUGCAGACCAGUUCAACAGGUGAUGCUAAGUCUGUGUUAAAUUUAUGAUGCAGUCUGGUAUUACGUUGUUUGGAUGAGAGCGAACUCUGGUAUCCUUAUCUAAGCACCUGUUGUUCAAGAGGUACAGUUAGUGCUGGCAUCAUGGUGACUCUUUAGCUCAAGUAAUUUAUCUUCAGUUAUUUCUGAAUCUCCCAACAUAGUUUCAUUUUGUUGUCAUCUUUGUUUUCUGCCCUAAAAUGCUAUUGGCAUUGUAUUGUAAUAUAUCUGUGGUAUUUUUCUGGAGAGGCAAAUGAGUUCUGUAUCCAAGUUUGUAAACCAUUUUAUGAUGUGAAAAUGCCUUAUAUAAAGAAGACAUCUGGAAAAAGAGCUCCUGCGAAGAGGAAGCUUGCAGAAGAAUUUGCUCCAGGAGAGGUGUUAACAGAUACAUCAAAAAAAGAGUGGAAAUUAGGCAUGCAUAUAGGGCAAGGUGGCUUUGGACGUUUAUAUCUUGCUGAUGUUAAUUCUUCAAAAUCGGUUGGCAGUGAUGCAUCUUAUGUUGUAAAAGUGGAACCCAGCCAGAAUGGACCUCUUUUUUCUGAAUUAAAGUUCUACAUGCGAGCUGCGAAACCAGAGCAAAUUCAGAAAUGGACUAAAUCCCAUAAACUGAAAUAUCUAGGUGUACCAAGGUAUUGGGGGUCUGGCUUGCAUCAAAAGAAUGGAAACAGCUAUAGGUUUAUGGUAAUGGACCGAUUUGGGAGAGAUCUUCAGAAAAUAUAUGAAGAAAAUUCAAAGCGUUUUGCACAUAAAACUGUGUUACAGUUUGGCUUAAGAAUACUUGAUAUUCUGGAAUAUAUCCAUGAAUAUGAAUAUGUGCAUGGAGACAUCAAGGCCUCAAAUAUUCUCCUGAAUUACAAGAAUCCGAAUCAGGUGUACUUGGUUGAUUAUGGCCUUGCAUAUCGAUACUGCCCAGAAGGAGUUCACAAAGAAUAUAAAGAAGACCCAAAAAGAUGCCAUGAUGGGACUAUUGAAUAUACUAGUAUUGAUGCACAUAAGGGUGUGGCUCCGUCAAGACGUGGUGACUUGGAAAUUCUAGGCUAUUGUAUGAUUCAUUGGCUCAGUGGCCAUCUGCCAUGGGAGGACAAUUUGAAAGACCCCAACUAUGUCAGAGAUUCAAAAAUCAGAUACAGAGAGAAUAUUGUGGACUUGAUGGAGAAGUGCUUUCUUGGGGAAAAUAAACCAGAUGAAAUAGCCAAAUACAUGGAAAAGGUGAAGUUAUUGAGCUAUGAAGAGAAACCUUUUUAUCAGCAUUUCCGAGAAAUACUUCUACAAGGGCUGAAGGCCAUUGGUCAACGGGAUGAUGGACUAUUGGACAUUGGUUUGUCAGAGAAUGGAGACUUGCAAACAAAGCCCAUACAAAAGAGGAAAAGAAAGGCAGCAGCAACAGCCACAGCAGAAGAAAGCACUGAAAAGGAUGUAGAAGAUGCAGGAAGUCCAAAACAGAAGAGACGUACUCCUUCUAAGUCAGGAGCAACCAAAACAAAGGCGACCUCACCGAUAACUAAGAAAAACCCAAGAACUAGAAAGAGAGUCCAGAAGUAGAUGAACCAAAAUAACGUGUUCUUUUGCCCAGCUAUCCUUUGUUCAGUUCCUGUAGCACUGGAAUUUUUCUUUCCUUUUUUUUAAACAUUCAGUUAUUUUACAGGAUUUGUAUGACAACUGCUGAAGUUUGUACCCACUUUUGAAGAAUAAAUGUUUUAUUAAAAUAUUUGUGCACUGUAUGUACAAUUUAAUUCUCAUAAAUACAGAUUUUUUUCCCAACUUUGAAAUGAAGUUGAUUUUAGUCUGUACAAGUUAUUUUUUUUCCUCUUCAGAUUACUAUUGAGACAUGACAUUUUUUCGCUGCUUUAUAACUUGGAAAGGGAGCCCACAACCAUUCAAGUUUUUCUUUUUUUUUUUCCCCUUUUAUGUUCGUGUCUUAGAAAUAUUAGCCAUGUUGCUUCUAGUCUUCCCUGGUGUUGCAUGAACACUUAUUGGAGGUCUGAUAUGUAGAUGUAGCACUAAUUAGAGGGGAAGAAACAGCAAAUAAUUAGAUACCUUUUGUUCAACUAUUUCACAGGUGUUUUGUUUUAUCACUUAAUUCAGUCAGGCUUGGCUUACACUACAAAAUUUAAUGUUAAAGUACAGAUUUCAGCAAUCACAUUGGUUAUUUCCUCUUACACCUGUGUUUAUGUAAUGAAAUUACUGAAAAACAUCUUCUGACGCAUUUAAAUUUUGUAAUGUGGCUGAACUUCAGUUCAUCAAGUUUCCUUUGCCUAAUAAUGCCGUCCUCAUAUCAAUUCUCUAGGUAUCCAUAGUCUCCUAGGGGAAAGACACUAGGCAAGACCUGAAUUUCUUUUGGAAACCCUACAAACGCCAUGUUUUAUUUUUACCAAAAAGAAGCAACGAAGGGUAUGAGCCCACUUUUUUCCUAUGUAACUUUUUUUUACUUAUACAUUUUCCAUUUUCUUACACUUUCCUUUCUUACUUUAGGGAAAGCUUGACUUGUGCUUAUCACAUGAAAAUCAUCUUUUGUCCUUGCUGCUUGGUAAGAUGACUUUUAAAAAAAAUUUAUUCCAUUUUUAAAGCACUUUUAUGCUGAGCUGCCUUGUUUUCUUUUCUCCCCCCCGCCCCCCUCCUAAUCCCAGGCAUUUCUGGGAAAGUUUUGAGAUCAAGUGUGGAGAUCAUUGUUUUACCUUGAAGCUUGAAAACCUUUUGCACUUAGGUAAUGCAAGUAACUUUCUUUUAAACCGGAACAAUAGAUAUAAGUCUUCUGAAGAAUACUGCUUUACAAAAAAUGGCAAACUGUUUAAGCAACAUAUAGGAGUAAAUGAACUUUAUUGGUAUACCACUGUUUGUUCUUGCUAAUUUAAAUGCUUAUAUAAUGUUAGUUAUCCAACUGUCUGCAUUCUGAAAUAAACGGGGAUGUUGGAAUAUAAA
Messenger RNA from Gavialis gangeticus (Gharial), 3782 nucleotides. It is a transcript of the gene VRK1, whose product is annotated as vaccinia related kinase 1. Gene Ontology annotation, biological process: peptidyl-serine phosphorylation; signal transduction. Gene Ontology annotation, cellular component: cytoplasm; nucleus. Gene Ontology annotation, molecular function: protein serine/threonine kinase activity; ATP binding. NCBI's taxonomy places the organism in Eukaryota, Metazoa, Chordata, Crocodylia, Gavialidae. Bases 1161 to 2405 code for a protein of 414 amino acids. The record is from RefSeq and is a predicted model, not a curated record. The transcript has 13 exons.